UCGGUGCAGACCUCUGUGUCCAUCUUCCAGACACUGCAACUCAUAGAAGUGGUUCACUGUGUGGUCCGUCUGGUGCCGUCCAACGCCUUCCAGACCUUCAUCCAAGUGUUGUCCCGAUUAGUGGUGGUUUGGGGUAUACUUCUGCCGGUGAUUGAGACGCGCAAUGGCUUAGGAGUACCGAUGCUUUUGAUCGCGUGGUCUAUCGCAGAGAUGACUCGUUAUCUGUAUUACGCGCUCAAUAUCUACAAUCUGGUGCCAUAUGUGCUCACUUGGCUCCGGUAUACCCUCUUCAUAGUCCUCUACCCGAUCGGUGUGUCCGGCGAACUCAUAACCAUCGUGUCUGCCAUCCCCUACAUCCGUCACCGCAACCUAUGGGCCAUACAUUUGCCUAACUUUGCCAACAUUUCCUUCUAUUACCACUAUUUGCUGGUAAUUGUAAUCUUGUCGUACAUUCCCUUUUUCCCUCAAUUAUACCUCUAUAUGAUUGCUCAGAGAAAGAAGGUUUUGGGCAACACUUCCGUCACCGCUUGCCAUAAGACUAAGUGACCACUAGUGCAAUAAAUACUGUUAGUUUGCUUUCAUUUAGGACAUACUGUUGACCAGGUUUUGGGUAUUUUUAUAUUUUAUUAGUUAUACAAUACUGUAUAUUUUUCGAUUAAUAUUUGUGUUUAUUUUUUAAUAAAAAAAUUCUGAUUUUUUGAUUUUUAA
This is a messenger RNA of Oppiella nova, 708 nucleotides long. NCBI's taxonomy places the organism in Eukaryota, Metazoa, Arthropoda, Arachnida, Sarcoptiformes, Oppiidae. The record is from the annotation of a GenBank genome assembly.